Cyprinus carpio (common carp) is the source of this 2891-nucleotide messenger RNA. RefSeq names its product frizzled class receptor 3b (gene fzd3b). The record is from RefSeq and is a predicted model, not a curated record. Gene Ontology annotation, molecular function: Wnt receptor activity; Wnt-protein binding. Gene Ontology annotation, biological process: canonical Wnt signaling pathway; non-canonical Wnt signaling pathway. Lineage: Eukaryota; Metazoa; Chordata; Actinopteri; Cypriniformes; Cyprinidae. Gene Ontology annotation, cellular component: plasma membrane.
UCUCGUAGGAAACAGCUGAAGGUGGGGCGAAUCGGGAGUUUCGCUGUGAAUAUGCAAAGCCACCAGCCGCCCGUGACGCUCUUCAUGUGCUCGUUUCUGGUAGUUUACGAUUUUUGUAUCCAUCAGCGUCUCAAUGCAAAUAAACAGCCGGAGCGCGUGUGUUGAGGUGUGACUGUCUGAGGGACACUGCAGCGCGCGCUUCAGUGUGUUACAUGAUUGUAGGUGCUGAAAUCAAACCUGCUGCGUAAAUCUACACCGAGAGACACGCUGUAUUGUGUCAUAUGGAGAAAACCAGAGGAGCUCUGCCACGGAAAGGUAUCCAGUAUCAGUCGUAGCCACACCCUAAAGCUGAUCCAUUGAAGACCACCCUGAUCAAAGGAAGAUUCUAGUUUUGUAUGAAUGUGAGAGGAUGCAAGAGACUGUCGAAGGGUCUGAUCAAAGCGUGCACUGACCCGAGACGCCGGUCAACAUCAGGUAUCCAUGAGGACCGAACAGGAAGGAGAUGGAAGCGGUCGCUCGUAGCGUUACCUUACACACUGUGGCUUCUGCGUAGAGAAUAAACCCUUGUGCUCGCGUUUGGCCUCUCAGUCCUGUCCCGCUGUGUUCUGCCAUUCAAGCAUGGGGCACAUUGUGGAUUUAGCUUUGCAAAAGAUGUGGCUCUUCUGUGCUCUGCUGGUUCUGUCCCAGUUCACGGGCAGCCUGGGCAUCCACAUGGAUUCGGUGGGCAGUCACAGCAUGUUCACCUGCGAGUCAAUCGGCCUCCGAAUGUGCCAGGAUCUCCCCUACAACACCACCUUCAUGCCCAACCUCCUCAACCACUACGACCAGCAGACCGCCGCUCUGGCGAUGGAGCCCUUCCACCCCAUGGUGAACCUGCAGUGCUCUCCAGAUCUCAGGCCAUUCCUGUGUGCCCUGUAUGCCCCCGUGUGUAUGGAGUACGGACGGGUGUCUCUGCCGUGCCGGAGCCUGUGCACACAUGCCAAGAGAGACUGCCAGAAGCUCAUGGACAUGUUUGGAGUCACCUGGCCCGAGGAGACGGAGUGCAGCAGGUUCCCAGACUGUGAUGAGUCUUACCCUCGUGCUGUAGAUCUGCUCGUGGAUGAGGAUCCGACUGACCAGUCGUCCAUGUCUGUUCAGCGUGACUAUGGCUUCUGGUGCCCCCGCGAGCUCAAAGUGGAGCCCGAGCUCGGCUACAUGUUUCUCGGUGUGCGCGACUGCUCCCCUCCCUGUCCCAACAUGUACUUCCGACGCGAGGAGCUCACCUUCGCCCGCUACUUCAUUGGCGUUGUCUCCAUCGUCUGCCUCUCGGCCACGCUCUUCACCUUCCUCACCUUCCUCCUCGACGUCACACGCUUCCGCUACCCGGAGCGGCCCAUCAUCUUCUACGCCGUCUGCUACAUGAUGGUUUCGCUGGUGUUUUUCCUGGGCUUUCUGCUGGAGGAUCGUGUAGCGUGUAAUGCAGCCAGUCCCAGCCACUACAAAACGUCCACAGUGACUCAAGGCUCGCAUAACAAGGCCUGCACGCUGCUUUUUAUGGUGCUGUACUUCUUUACCAUGGCGGGAAGCGUUUGGUGGGUCAUCCUUACCAUCACCUGGUUCUUGGCUGCCGUUCCCAAAUGGGGCAGUGAAGCCAUCGAGAAGAAGGCGUUGCUCUUCCACGCCAGCGCGUGGGGAAUACCUGGCAUGCUAACCAUAACUCUGCUGGCUCUGAAUAAGAUCGAGGGUGAUAACAUUAGCGGUGUGUGUUUUGUGGGCCUGUACGAUGUUCACACCCUCCGCUGGUUCGUGCUGGCGCCGCUCUGUCUGGACGUCCUGGUGGGAGUGUCACUGCUGCUGGCCGGGAUCGUAGCGCUCAACAGGGUCCGAAUGGAGAUUCCUCUGGAGAAGGAGAAUCAGGACAAGCUGGUGAAGUUCAUGAUCCGGAUCGGUGUGUUCUCGGUGCUGUAUCUGGUGCCGCUGCUGACCGUGGUGGGCUGUUACCUGUAUGAACAGACGUACCGCUCCAUUUGGGAGACCACAUGGGUGCAGGAGCGCUGCAGAGACUACCACAUACCCUGCCCGUUCCAGGUGGAGCAGACCAGCAGGCCUGACCUCGUCCUGUUCCUCAUGAAGUACCUGAUGGUGCUGGUGGUUGGGAUCCCGUCGGUGUUCUGGGUGGGCAGUAAGAAGACCUGCUUCGAGUGGGCCAGCUUCUUCCACGGCCGCAGGCAGAAAGACAGCGGCGCGGUGAACGAGAGCCGGCAGGUUCUGCAGGAGCCAGACUUUGCUCAGUCUCUGCUGCGAGACCCGAAUACUCCAAUCAUCCGUAAAUCCCGUGGGACGUCCACUCAGGGCACGUCCACCCACGCCUCCUCCACACACCUGGCCAUGCUGGACGACGUGCGGAGCAAAGCCAGCAGUGUCCACAGCAAGAUGAGCAGCUAUCAUGGCAGCCUGCAUCGCUCCAGAGACGGCAGGUUCACCCCCUCCAGCCACAGAGGCAUGGAGGAACGCCCGGCGUACGGGAGCAUGCCGCGACUCAACGAGCAGCUGUCCCAUCACAGCAGCCUUCACCGCCUCGAGAGCCAGUCCAGACACGGCAGCGCCCGAGACCUGAGCGACGCGCCGGCCGCCAGCAUCACGCACGCAUCCAGUGUGAACCGCCUGGCGGAGGAGGACGGGACAAGUGCGUCACCCAGAGACUGACCUCCGCCUACUGACACGAGAGGCAUGGGAGAGUCCCUGUCCAGUAGCCGCAAAACAGACAGACGUGUUUUUGGCAGCAGCAGGGAAUCAGAAACUCGAUGCACGUGUGUUAACAGAGCCGUCCUCUGGAUUUGUUCCAUUAGUGGUGCACCUAAGUGACGAGAUAUGUUUUCUUAGAUACUGUGAAGUCCUCACAAAUGAACUCA